Molecule: messenger RNA, 1653 nt
Organism: Dibothriocephalus latus
Lineage: Eukaryota; Metazoa; Platyhelminthes; Cestoda; Diphyllobothriidea; Diphyllobothriidae
Source: the annotation of a GenBank genome assembly
AUGUCGGCUGACGUCAUCGUAGACGACGCGCUUGUCGAUUUUGCCGACAAAUCCUUCAAAAUCGAUGGAAAAAAGGAGGCCAAAAAGAUCGUGCAAGCCUUGAAGAAAUGCCCUCAAGUGGCGGUUUUGCGGCUCUCGGGGAACACUUUGGGCGUCGAAGGAGCUGAGGCCAUUGGAUCAGAGCUAUCUAACCAUCCGAAUCUCAAACACUGUUUAUUUAGUGAUCUUUUCACAGUGGGCGUGACAGAACUUUUAGCCAGUCCUGUCUGCUAUACGCUGCAAACCUUGAAAAUGAACAACCAAGGGCUCGGGCACCAAGGUUGCCGACACUUGACAGAAGCCUUAUUAAAAGGUCUGCGAGACAGUAACGGCUCCGGUCCCAAACUCAAAACCUUUUCGGCGGGUCGUAACAGAUUAGAAAAUUACGGAGCAAAACUUCUGGCAGGAGUGUUUUCGGAAAUGAAAUCGCUUGAAGAGCUACACUUAUACCAAAAUGGAAUUGGCAUUCAUGGGAUGGACGGAAUUCAGUGCCUGGUUAACGCCGUUGCAUUGAAUUCUAACCUACGCGUUCUAAACUUAUCGGACAACACACUUACUGCUGAUGGAGGAACGGAACUCGCGCGAAGCUUGGUGUACCUUUCAAAUCUCGAGGAGCUCAUUUUGGACGAUUGCUUAAUUCGAGGACGUGGCUGUCGCUCCUUGGCAAAUGAACUUGAACGAGAAAAUGUAGUUCCCAAUCUGACGUGUCUCCGCCUCUACGGCAAUGAAAUCACACGCGACGCGGGUGUCCACCUUGCCCUCUGUCUUGCAGGAAAGAAAAAACUGAAACACCUCAACCUAAAUGCAAACGAGUUUGGUUCCGAGGGCAUCGAUAUGGUUAUACGCACCCUUGAGUCUAUCGACCUCAUUGAGGCUCUCGAAAUACCUCCAGCUGAUCGAAGUAUAGACGACAGUGUCUCGGACGACGUCGAUCCCCGAUAUCGUGCAUUUGAUGAGGACCAAGGCAGUGAUAAUGAGGAGGAAGAUGACUACGAGGAAGGUGAAUACAAUGAGGGCGAGGAGGCCGAGGACUUUGAGGAUGAUGAAGUCUGUCCUACGGAAUCAGGUUUACACAGCAUUGGCAAAAGUGGCGACUCUUCAUUCCAAACAGUAAAAGAACGUUCUGUUGGAGGUCCCUUCGGAUAUGUGCCUCCAAAAUCAACGGAAAAGCAGACGGAAGCAGGGGGCGGUGUCUUCAGCUUUCGCUCCGUCCUCUCCGACAUUCAGAAUGAGGCUAACGCAAAUCACGGCUCCAAUCUGUUUUCUGCGCUCGACAGUACUGACGCGUCAGCAUGCCGCAGUAAACUCUGGGCAAACGCUUCCAUUGGCUCCAAAGCAGCACCCGUCUCCGGCCUCUUUGCUCCUCCACGUCUCGGUAUUGUUGUGACUCCUCCGAAGGUUAAUCCACCUUCCGAUGGUUUGUUUACCACGUCGGCUGCCUUGCAGCCGGCUGGCGUGGGCUCAAAAUUCAAGGAGGCGGAAGCUUUGGAUUGUCUUAAGAGAUGUAUGGCAUCACCCGAGGAUGAUGAACUAAUGCGAAUUUUGGCAGGUUGUGCAGUGGACUAUUUCUUACCCGACUUCCGAUCUACCUUCUGCACAAAGUACUGUAAAUAA